AUGGCACGUACCAAGCAAACCGCAAGAAAAUCCACCGGAGGCAAAGCUCCAAGGAAGCAGCUCGCAACGAAAGCCGCCAGAAAAUCCGCCCCAGCCACCGGAGGAGUGAAGAAGCCACACAGAUUCCGUCCCGGAACCGUCGCCCUUCGUGAGAUCAGGAAGUACCAGAAGAGCACUGAGCUUCUGAUCCGCAAGCUUCCUUUCCAGCGUCUUGUCCGUGAGAUCGCUCAGGAUUUCAAAACCGAUCUGAGGUUCCAGAGCAGUGCUGUCGCAGCGUUACAAGAGGCUGCUGAAGCUUACCUCGUUGGGUUGUUCGAAGACACGAAUCUGUGUGCGAUUCACGCGAAGAGGGUUACGAUUAUGCCGAAAGAUAUUCAGCUCGCGAGGAGGAUUAGGGGAGAGAGAGCUUAAGAAGAGAAGGGUGGGGUAGGGAGACAGAUCAGCAGUGUACUUGUUUGGUCUUUUAUCGGAUCUGUAUAUCGUUUUUAUGUUAUGUUUUUCGAGUGUUGUAGUCUAUGUUUAGAGUUGUCGUUAACGUGUUCGAUGAAAUUUCUUAAUGAAUAUCAAAUCCACUGUUAUAUUUCAUCUUUUGAUCUUCUCUUGUUAGAAAAACAACUACAGCACAUGAAAUUCAGUUAUUCGUUUUUUUUAAUUACUUCAAAUGUGUAUU
Messenger RNA from Eruca vesicaria subsp. sativa (arugula), 670 nucleotides. The record is from the annotation of a GenBank genome assembly. Lineage: Eukaryota; Viridiplantae; Streptophyta; Magnoliopsida; Brassicales; Brassicaceae.